This is a messenger RNA of Cloeon dipterum, 1580 nucleotides long. RefSeq names its product phospholipase B1, membrane-associated-like. NCBI's taxonomy places the organism in Eukaryota, Metazoa, Arthropoda, Insecta, Ephemeroptera, Baetidae. Bases 44 to 1360 code for a protein of 438 amino acids. The record is from RefSeq and is a predicted model, not a curated record. The transcript has 7 exons. Gene Ontology annotation, molecular function: glycerophospholipase activity. Gene Ontology annotation, biological process: phospholipid metabolic process.
GCUGGGGCGCUAAUCUGAUCGGCAGAGCAGUCUUGCAGUGACAAUGAGACUGUUUACUGCGGCUCUCUUCGUCCAGUUCUGUUUCCUAUUGCACGUGCGGGAAAAUGUGGCCACCCCUACUUUUCCAAGCGCGUUUUCCUCGCGUGUCGAAAUGGGAAUCAAGGACUUCUUGUAUGGAAUUCUCGGUACUAACGAGAGGGUCCAAGCAAGACGGCAAGCUGCUAAAAGACUCCAGAAAAUCCAGACGGAGCUAAACAACGUCCCAUUUCCUUGCAGUGACCCUUCAAAGUAUCGGUCUGCAAAAAAGCCGACUUCUGUUCAUCAGUUGAUGCCUGGCGAUAUAGACGUAAUCGCGGCUUUGGGAGACAGUUUAACCGCGGGUUUUGGCGCCUCUGCUUCAACCCAGUUACAGGUCCCCAUUGAGAAUCGAGGACUUGUGUGGAGCAUAGGUGGAGACGGAUCUUGGAGGAGCGUCCUUACGCUGCCAAACAUUUUGCGUCAGUUCAACCCUGAACUGGUGGGCUUUUCAACUGGCGAUGGGCCAGCUCACGCGUAUUCUGCCGGUUUUAACGUGGCUGAAGGAGGUGCCACCUCAGAUGAUCUCGCCUUCAUGGCCAAGGUUCUGGUUAAAAGGAUCAAAUCGCACCCGAAAGUGAAUUUCCAGGAGGAUUGGAAGCUUGUUACACUUUUGAUCGGAAACAACGAUAUAUGCCUGGAGAUGUGUUACUCGGAACAACCCCAGGAAAUGGCAGCCAGGUUCAAGAAAAACUUGAUCAACGCAUUGGACUACUUAAGGGAUAACAUGCCUCGCACUCUCGUCAAUUUUGUGGCAUUGGGACGUAUUGAUUUACUUCUGAUGCAAAUGAAACUGCCUUUGUCAUGCUACGCGCCGCACAGAAUCUUCUGCCCUUGUCUUUUUGGACCAAGAUAUGACAGAAGCAAGAAUUUAUACUCAGACAUUGUCCACGCCAUGACAAAUGUUUCUUUGGAAGUGGCAAAUGAUGGCAGAUAUGACGGAUUGGACAAUUUCGCAGUUGUGUCCCAGCCCUUCACAACGCGGCUGAUUUUUCCAACACGCAUUAACAACUUUGGCCAUAAUAUGACGGAUAUUUCUCUAUUGUCACCUGACUGUUUUCAUUUGAGUCAGUCUGGAUACGCCAGAGCUGCGAAUGCACUGUGGAACAACAUGUUGGAACCCGUUGGAGAGAAAUCAAUGGACUGGGCGGACGUGCUGACAAAAUUCAACUGCCCUUCAGAGUCUUGGCCAUACAUUUACACCAGGAUAAAUACUAACAGUGUUCGAUUGAAGAGAAGUGGAGAGAAUACCUCAAUGAAAAUCAACGAAAAAAAUAAUUAUUAAAUAUCGGCGAUUUUUCAUUUAGGAGAGCGAAAUAUCAAGUUGUAAAUAUUAUUGUUCAUCUAGAUAGUUAUCUCCUAUUAGCUAAAAAUUGUUGAAUGAAGUUUUAUGUUAUUUACAAAAAAAACUGUAAAAAUUUCAUAUACAUUUUCCAAAAACCUGAAGUUACCCAUUCAAAAUAAUAGAACAUUAUAAAAAUAAAACUAUUUUUUAUAAAAAAUAA